AUGGGGGGGGGGGUUCUUUUUGCGUGCGCGUUGAGUGUUUGGCUUUGUGCAUGGUUGGUUGCCUUGAUGUGCCUUGGGGAUGUUUUUGCUAACGUCGCUGUGCGCAGUCUUCCUCCCAUGCAGGCACCGGUGCCUUCGUCUUAUCCAUCUUUUGCGAACAAUGGACUCGGUGGCUCGCAAAACGACACGUCGACCGCAUCUGUUACUUCACCCAGCCAGAACGGGACAGGGACUCCGUCCAGUCUCAGCAACCUCCAUCAUUUCACGUCUCCUCUGUCCAACGGCCAGAACAAUCCUUUCACUCAGCCAUUUCCCGCCCCACAUUAG
Messenger RNA from Exserohilum turcica Et28A, 327 nucleotides. RefSeq lists its product as uncharacterized. The transcript has a single exon. The record is from RefSeq and is a predicted model, not a curated record. Lineage: Eukaryota; Fungi; Ascomycota; Dothideomycetes; Pleosporales; Pleosporaceae. Bases 1 to 327 code for a protein of 108 amino acids.